AUGGCCACACUUACUAGUGUUUCAUCCUUUGGUAAUAUCAAGGGCCCGGAUGUACCAGACUUUGGAGCUUUUAAAGUAUCAUCAGAGCUAUUCGGAUGGAAAAAUAAGAGAACAGGGGAAGUAAUACAGCACAGAAGCACGGACGUGUCAACAAUAACGUUCGUGAAGACGAAUUCAAGUAGGAAUAGCUUAAAAAGUGGCAUCAUAAACAUUUUAGACCUGUAUCAACUGAGAAUAGAGUUGAAUGAAUCAAAAAACUACAAGGUCCUGAGAUUUGACGGAUUCACGGAGAAGAACGUCCACGACCUGAACAACCACUUCACCGAACACUAUAAGUUGAGCUGCGAAAAGGAUGAAGUCGCAGGAAGCGGCUGGCACUGGGGAACCUACGAGUUCGAGAACGCAACCUUCCGCCUGAGGAUCAACAACAGCUCGGGCAUCGACAUAGACACGAAGUCAAUAGCGCAAGCGACAAUUCCGUCGAAGACGGACCUGGCAAUCGAGCUUAAAACAAACAGCACAGUGUUCAAUUCAGACGAUUUGGUGGAGAUUAGGUUCUGCGUCCCAGGAAAGACCGACCCCGAGGACGCAGAGAUACAGCUGGAGGACCUGAAACAGACUUUCUUGAUGAAAAGCGGUUUGGAUGAGAUGAAGAGUGAGAAGAUCGCCCUGCUCAUGGACGUGCCGCUCAUAGUGCCCAGAGGAAGGUACGAGAUUGAGUUCACGAAGAGGAGCAUAAAGCUGCACGGAAAGAGCUACGACUACACACUGCUGUACUCGAACGUAAUAAGGAUGUUUCUCCUGCCGAAGCCGAACAGUCCUCACGUUAACUUCAUACUAGCUACGCAAUCACACGCACUCACGUGCCCAUGCGAAGGAAAUUUUGGAGAACAGUUGGCUGUUAUCGGUUACGAUUUUGAGCAUGUUUAA
This is a messenger RNA of Theileria orientalis strain Shintoku, 930 nucleotides long. RefSeq names its product structure-specific recognition protein 1. The coding region runs from base 1 to 930 and encodes 309 amino acids. Lineage: Eukaryota; Apicomplexa; Aconoidasida; Piroplasmida; Theileriidae. Gene Ontology annotation, cellular component: FACT complex; nucleus. The transcript has 5 exons. The record is from RefSeq and is a predicted model, not a curated record. Gene Ontology annotation, molecular function: nucleosome binding; histone binding; DNA binding.